AUGGCGGAUAUAUAUUCGAAUCGAAGAUGUGGCACACUGUGGUACCGGCGUCCGUAUCCACCACACUGCAGAAACAUCGCCGCCAUCUGUUUUGGUUGCAAGGAAGAAAUUAAGGAUAAGAUGCUGGAAGCGCUGGACAAAAGCUGGCAUCCGGAGCAUUUCGCGUGCAAGGAGUGCAAGAAGCGCAUCGCCGAAAAUAAAUUCCACGAAAGCGAAGGGCUACCGGUGUGCUCCAAGUGCUUCGAGUCUAAGGUACAGGCGAUCUGUGCCGCCUGCCGCAAACUGGUGACCGAGAAAGUGGUGAAGGCUAUGGGCAAAACGUGGCAUCUGGAGCACUUCAUCUGUGGUGGACCCUGCAAGCAACAGCUCUCGGGCAAGACGUUCUUCGAGCGCAACGGCAAACCGUACUGUACCGCUGACUACGAACGUCUGUACGCACCGAAGUGUGGUGGCUGCAAGAAACCAAUCGCCGAGAAAGCCCUGUCCGCACUGGAAAGCAAAUGGCAUAAGGAAUGUUUCAAGUGCAAGCUCUGCAAGGAACCGAUCGGUGUGGAUGCCAAAUUCCGGGCCGACAAGGAAAAGCAACCGAUCUGUGAGAAGUGUGGCGUGUAA
Anopheles marshallii is the source of this 612-nucleotide messenger RNA. Its product is annotated as paxillin. Gene Ontology annotation, molecular function: transcription coregulator activity. Gene Ontology annotation, cellular component: nucleus; Z disc. The transcript is spliced from 5 exons. The record is from RefSeq and is a predicted model, not a curated record. Lineage: Eukaryota; Metazoa; Arthropoda; Insecta; Diptera; Culicidae. The coding region runs from base 1 to 612 and encodes 203 amino acids.